This is a messenger RNA of Mugil cephalus (flathead mullet), 3323 nucleotides long. RefSeq names its product peptidyl arginine deiminase, type II (gene padi2). Gene Ontology annotation, cellular component: cytoplasm. NCBI's taxonomy places the organism in Eukaryota, Metazoa, Chordata, Actinopteri, Mugiliformes, Mugilidae. The record is from RefSeq and is a predicted model, not a curated record. The transcript has 16 exons. Gene Ontology annotation, molecular function: protein-arginine deiminase activity; calcium ion binding. Bases 145 to 2169 code for a protein of 674 amino acids.
ACCUGCGCGCUUCAUAAUCGCUUGCUGCGCUCUCGGCCCAGUUAGCCAAGUGGCACCUCUGCGUCUUCUCUUCCUGUUAACGGAGCCGCCAGCGGGGCGUUCACUGUACCAAGCGUCUCCAGUGCUUGCGGGAGAACAGCAGCCAUGAUUCACCCCCGGACUAUCAGGGCUGAUUAUAACACCACCACAAACGUGUUAUACGUGGUGGGCUCGGAGCUUCAGGUCAACCUGAACAGGGGCGCUCCUCCCAGCUCCAAGUUCUUCUCUCUGAAGUGCACUCCUAAUGUCCAGUACAGAAUCAAACCCCAGCCUCCGAGCAUGUCUCCACUCUCUCUCAUCCCUCUGGAUGGAAACCUAGUGCUACUCAUCAGCAUGAGCAGAGCCAGUCAACAUGUACGUGACAGCAAGCUGUCUGUCAUGUACUAUGGAGAGAACAAAAAGUCUUUGGGGAGAGCCAUUCUGCACCUGACAUCUGUUGAGAUCUCUCUGGACGUGGAUGCCGACAGGGACGGCACCGUGGAGCGAAACAACCCUAACAAGGCAUCCUGGAAGUGGGGCCCUGAUGGACAUGGGGCCAUCCUUCUGGUUAACUGUGACUCAGAGAGGACAUACAGAAAGAAACUAGACAGCGAGCAUGACUCUGUCGUCACUGUGUCUGACUUGAAAGACAUGUCAAAGAUGGUGUUGCGGACCAAAGGCCCCGACAUACUCCAAGAAGGCUACAAACUCGCCAUGCACAUCUCCCAGGGAGACGCAGAGAGCGUCAGGAUCUUCAGGGCCAAAUCAACAGAAGGCGCAAGCAAUUUCCUCAACAGACUCUACAAUUCCUUUGUGAAGGACUAUCCACUGGUGCUAAACAGCGAGGUCCUGUUCCAGGAAGUGCCCUACCUUGCAGGUGAAGGAGAGCUGCACUUUUAUGUGGAGGGCCUCAGGUUUCCUGACAAAGAUUUCGACGGGCUCAUCACCGUCAACCUCAGCCUGUUGGAGCCCAUCAGGCCCAAUGUCCCCGAGACCCCCAUUUUCACAGACAAAGUGGCGUUCAGAGUGGCACCGUGGAUCAUGACACCCAACACCCUCCAGCCUUUGGAGGUGUUUGUCUGCAGCACAUCAGACAACUACUUGUUCCUGAAAGGAAUGAGGAACUUUGUUGCAAAGAGCGGGUACAAACUGAAGAUUUGUCAUGAGUAUGUGAACAGAGGAGACCGUUGGAUGCAGGAUGAACUGGAAUUUGGUUAUAUCGACUCACCUCAUCACGGGUUCCCUGUUGUUCUGGAUUCCCCUAGAGACGGAGAGCUCGACAACUUCCCAUAUAAUGAGCUACUGGGUCCUGACUUUGGUUACGUGACGAGGGUGCCCAAGCAAGAAGUGAGCAGCCUGGACUCGUUUGGUAACCUGGAGGUCAGUCCUCCGGUCACCGUGAACGGAAGAAAAUACCCCCUGGGCAGAAUCAUCAUAGGUGUGGCCUUCCCUACUGCAACUGAAGGGCGAAACAUGACUAAAGUAGUUCAAGACUUCCUGUGGGCUCAGAAGGUUCAGGAGCCCAUUGCUUUAUUUUCCGACUGGCUCCUUGUCGGCCAUGUUGAUGAGUUCAUGAGUUUUGUUCCUGCACCAGACAGGAAGGGAUUCAGACUGCUGCUGGCCAGCCCAGAUGCAGUUUACAAACUAUUCAGAGGUUUACAGAACAGUGGACACGGACAAGCUAAACUGUUUGAUGGUUUGAAAGAUGAAAAGAAAAUAACGGUGGACGAGUUACUUGAAGAUGGAAGUCUUCGAGUGGAAAAUACCUACGUACAGAGCUGCAUCGACUGGAAUCGAGAUGUGCUGAAGAGAGAGCUGGGUCUGGAUGAAAACGAUAUCAUUGACCUGCCAGUCCUCUUCAAGAUGGUGUAUGACGAUGAUAAAAAGUUCAGAGCGGUGGCUUAUUACCCUGACAUGGUGAACAUGAUUGUCUUGGGGAAAAACCUGGGCGUCCCGAAGCCCUUUGGCCCCAGAGUAAACGGACGCUGCGCCCUCGAGGCCGAGAUGUGCUCCCUGGUGGAGGGACUUGGCCUCAGCUGCACGUUCAUCGACGACUUCACCUCCUACCACAAAAAGCUGGGAGAGGUGCACUGUGGCUCCAACGUCCGCAGGAAACCGUUUGACUUCAGGUGGUGGAACAUGGAGCAGUGAGCAAAAAGAAACUGAGGUGGAGAAGGGUUAAGAUUUCAGUUGUGCAUGCUCACUGCAGUAAUGACAUUAUUUAACACAUUACAGCAAACACUCAACAAGGGAAGUAACUAAAAAUAAAUAACUGCCUAACACUGACACUAUGGUGUGAAAAAAAGAUGUUAUAUGGGAGUGUCUAAGUCUUAAAAAUACCAAUAGAGGAUUGGAUUUCAUCAAAAUUUUAAUGAUAAUAAUGGCCAAACUAAGUUGAGGGUGUUUAUUAUUAUAAUUAACAGUUAUGCCUUACAUUAUGUCUUAACCUUCCUACUGUCCUCUGGGUCAAAUUUGACCUAUCUCGAAUGUUUCAAUACCCCACAAUUUAAUACACAUGUAGAUUUGAAAAAAAAAAUGUCCAGUAUAUAAUAUAUAAUUAGUUGAAAAGAAAUUGGCAACUUAAUAUGAGUGAAACAAGCCAGGUCUUCCAUUGCACAACAGGUACUUCAUUAGUCUUACUAAAAUACUUAAUGCCACAGUAACUUUUACAUGACGUUUACAUGUCAAAAAUUGCUCCAGGGCUCGAUUUCAUGUAUCUCGUAUGCAUCUUUGUCUUUAUUAAACUUUUUUUUUUGUUGGAGUCAUUUACAAAAGAAAGAUGUAAAGCAAUAUGUACAAACUUUCGAACAAGGGCUUAAGCAAACCAUGAACAGGAAUACAAUCAUUUGAAUCGAGCACAUCGAGCGCACACAGAGGAGUCGUCGCUGCCAGUGUUGUGGUCGUCAGCCACUGGCACACAGUGCAAGCACAGAUAAACGGAUGGUUACAGCAGAGGGAUGUGCUAUAUUAGUAAAGAGCCACAAGGGGGCAGACUUCAUCUACUCAAGCGUUUUCCAAGGUCUAGAGGAAAAUAAUUUAAAAUCAUCUUUCUUUUUUUUUUUUUUACAUAAAUCUAUUUAAAAGUUUAUAAGACAGAUGUUUAAUCAUUACCAAAAAAUUAUCUCUCUCUCUCUAUAUAUUUUUUUUUCAAUGCCAUUUUCCUUUAGAUUGAUUUGUAGCUAUAAACAGCUUGAUGGUUACAGUAUUCAGGGAGUUUUGCAUGUGGUCUUUAACUUUUUGAUUUGUCACUAAUUGUAAAUGCUUUCAUUAAUUUCGGACAAUAAAUGUCAGUUGACAUAAAACAA